Messenger RNA from Aspergillus mulundensis, 3348 nucleotides. RefSeq names its product calcium/hydrogen antiporter. The record is from RefSeq and is a predicted model, not a curated record. Gene Ontology annotation, biological process: intracellular calcium ion homeostasis; calcium ion transmembrane transport. Gene Ontology annotation, molecular function: calcium:proton antiporter activity. The coding region runs from base 1 to 3348 and encodes 1115 amino acids. Gene Ontology annotation, cellular component: endomembrane system; membrane. The transcript has 6 exons. Lineage: Eukaryota; Fungi; Ascomycota; Eurotiomycetes; Eurotiales; Aspergillaceae.
AUGACCGACAAACAGGGCGAUGCGCGUGCUACAUUGUCUUUCGCUCCGUCUGAUUCUUCCUCACGCCUUACUCCAACUGUGUCCGGAGAAAAUACUAGGACGUCGUCGGGGACGGUGCGUCUGUCAAGAAUGACCUCCCAAACCCGAAGCUACGGUACCUUGGAUACGCCUGUGAGAUCGACUGUUGAUCCCCAAUUCACCGAGAGUCAAGCUGAGAGCUCGAGUCGCGUCCCAUUGCCCGGGUCGCCGUCAAUCGCCCCGCUACAAAUGGAUGGGGACAAGUUGAGGAAGCCGCCUGUAACGCGCCGGAUGUCAUCUAAACGCCACAUACCCCAUAAAGGUCAGGAGUUCUCUACAGAUGAUGAUGUCCACGAGAUCGAGGAGGAUAUCGCUCUACAGGCGUCUACUACCCAACCUUCGCCUAGAAUAGGGCCAGUGCGGAAGCAAAGCUCUUUAAGACGAAGGUUGAACCCCCGGGUAAAUCCAUUUGCAUCUCCCGGCAACGAUGAUGAUAACGAGGACGAGUACGAUGACGAUAUUGGCCUGCCAGAACCAAGCCUGGACGCAAGCGGGAAAGAUUCAUCUUCGCAACUCCCUGACGACGAUGACGACGAUGAUGACGAGAGAAUGAACGAUGAGGAGGCAGAGGAUGAUGAGACGAGUGACGCCGAGAGCUUUACGCUUAAGGAUCGCCAGCAGGCCAUAAAUGAGACUCACCCGUUUGGAAUCCGGUUAUGGAAACCAGCUCUCUACAAGAAAAGUCGCUCGGUAGAGAAGACUGCAGAGGGCGACAUCCAUUCGUCGCCGGGAGGUAGGGUCAGCACCCUUUUAUUCUUGAUGAAUCUCCUGUGGACGUUAUUUUUCGGCUGGUGGCUUGCGAUUGCCGCAUUACUGGGCGCUAUUGCUUGUUUCAUAUUCUCAUAUUCUACCAGUGCAGUAGAAUACGGCAAGGCCUUUUCCGGUCUUUCGUGGUACUUGUUUUACCCCUUCGGCUCCUUCGUUCGCCUUGAUACAGAUGAACACUAUGCCGAUGAGGAUGAGGGAGAAGGCCGCAGCAUUAGUGAGUAUGCGCAGUGGCAAAGCGGCGAUCUCGAGAACGGCGGGUUGUUUUUUGGACCCCCUCGCAACCGGUCACUUGUGGGACGGAGAAGGAAUAGUGUUGAUUCGGCCGGGGAGCAAGACAGUCUCUUGGGCCGCGCACCAAGAGCGGGCUCUGAAGACAGCUCUCUCCGCCCCAAACGCCGUCUGUUUGGCCGUGGGGAGUGGACACUGGGGCGCGUUGUAUUCUUCGUUUUCUUCUACUUCCUUGUAGGGCCACUGAUGCUUCUCGUCUCGCUCAUCUGUUGGCUACUCGUUUUCUGGAUUCCAAUGGGCCGUGUGACGCUUAUCCUCUUUGACCAUCUUCGCAGGCAUCCUUUAGCUCUAUCGUACCAUUCUGAUAUGACAUUUACCCGAAUCAGUCCCGGAUCUUCGGCUUCAGUUCUCCUAUGCACCUAUCGUGCAGCCGGUUUGAGGUAUUGGAAGUAUACGGUUGGUGGCACAAAUGUCUUCCUUAUCAACUUACUCGCCGUUGUUGUGUUCGUGGUCUUUGACUACUUCCUCUUGAGGGAGGCCCUUGGUCUUCAUAUUUGGAUCACCCAUCCUGGCCUCAUAUUUACGCUUGCUCUGCUCUCCGUCAUUCCUUUGGCUUAUUUCAUUGGCCAGGCUGUUGCGUCCAUUUCUGCGCAGUCUUCGAUGGGCAUGGGUGCCGCCGUGAACGCGUUCUUUUCGACCGUGGUUGAGGUCUAUCUUUACUGCGUUGCCUUGACUGAGGGUAAAGGUCGCCUUGUUGAAGGGAGUAUCGUCGGCAGUAUAUUUGCUGGUAUUCUGUUCUUACCGGGGUUGUCUAUGUGCUUUGGUGCCAUCAAGCGCAAAACCCAACGCUUCAACGUCAAGUCUGCGGGAGUCACGUCAACAAUGUUACUCUUCGCUGUUAUCGCCGCCUUCGGUCCCACCUUAUUCUACCAGGUUUAUGGAAGCCAUGAACUCAAUUGUCACGCGUGUGAGAGCGACAUGGAACCUGGUAGCAGUGACUGCCGUCGUUGCUACUUCUCCCAGGUACCAGCCAUUAAUGAUGGCUUCUUUCAGAAAGCUGUUCAGCCGUAUUCGUGGAUCGCCGCCAUUUUCCUAUUCUUAUCUUACGUUAUUGGGCUGUGGUUCACCCUGCGAACGCACGCCGCCCUUAUUUGGGCCACAGAAAUUGAUGAGAAAAAAGCUGCACCUCUCACUCAAGAGCAAAGUACAGAUGAUUCAAGGCACGAGUUCUUCUCGGCUACUCACUUGGCAGCUUCUAGUGGAAAUACUGGGUCACGAAAUUCGGUUCGAGAUUCGCAACUGUAUAGGAGGAUACUAGGACAAUCUCUAAGAGACGUUGGGCUGACUGAAAAUGCUGGUGAGUACGAUACAAACCAGCCUGAAUAUGAUCCUCCGCGUGGUAACAGCACGACGCCAUAUCUUGUACCCCGAAAAGAAGGAAACGACAACCAGUCGCCUUUUACAGAGUAUACUGGGUUUUCCGGGGAGCAGAACGAAAAUCUUGUUCGGAAAGUAACCGAGGUGGCGGCUACCGCUGCUACUGUUGCCGCCCGGGAUGUCGCUCGAACCCGCAAGCUGUCAGGACCUCGCGGACUAGCCCGCCCAGGCACAAAAUCCGCCCUUUCGAAACAAGUCAAACCGAUUCUAGAAGACCAUGACGAUGUUGGGCUCGAGCAAAGCCCUACUACUUCCGGCGGACAUGACGCCCCGAACUGGAGUAGAACGAAGUCUUCGGUUAUCCUCCUCGUAGCCACUGUUUUCUAUGCAGUGAUCGCCGAGAUCCUCGUCAACACUGUUGACGUUGUAUUGGAGAGUGUCGAUGUCGAUGAGAAGUUUCUGGGCAUCACAUUGUUUGCGCUGGUGCCCAACACGACAGAAUUCUUGAACGCCAUCUCGUUCGCCAUGAAUGGCAAUAUUGCACUGUCUAUGGAGAUCGGAUCCGCCUAUGCGCUACAGGUUUGCCUUCUACAGAUACCCGCCCUCGUAUUGUUCAGUGCCUUCUACGCCCGCGCUUUGGACCCAGAACAUUUGAUUACACACUCAUUCAAUCUAAUUUUCGCGCAAUGGGAUAUGAUCACAGUCAUCCUUUGCGUAUUCCUCCUCUCUUACGUGUACGGUGAAGGCAAAAGCAAUUAUUUCAAGGGCUCGGUUCUUGUCCUCACCUACCUUGUCGUCGUGAGCGGCUUCUUUCUCUCUGGCUACAGUAACAUGGAUACGAUGGGUGUUGAUCGCUUUGACACAUUGGCCCUGGGCGGCAGGUCUGAGAAUCGGUAG